Molecule: messenger RNA, 3180 nt
Organism: Megalopta genalis
Lineage: Eukaryota; Metazoa; Arthropoda; Insecta; Hymenoptera; Halictidae
Product: putative ATP-dependent RNA helicase TDRD12
Biological process (GO): germ-line stem cell division
Source: RefSeq, a predicted model, not a curated record
UAUAUACAAUUGUGUGAAUGUUGAUUACUGUGAAGUGUUGCUUUAGAAUUCGAUACUUUUAUAUCAUAUAUUUUUAAGUAUUGCAAUAGUUUUAAAAAUCAUUUCAUAAUCAAAGUUUUAUAAUGUAUAUUUCAAAAUUUUCUUCUGCCAUUUAAUAAGUGAAUUUAAAGGUUAAGUUUAUACAUUAUUGUGAUGCUUUUAAUGCAAAAAAUAUACUUUAUGUAUUGGCAAUUUUAAUUAAAUGAUGAGUGUCCCGAAACUUAUUAGCAGAUUAUAUAGUCCGAAGAUAUUGUGGUUUCAAACGGAUGUUACGGUUAUCAUACGUAUCUUACUACAAGAUGUUGAUAACUAUUACCUACAUGUUGAAUGUGAUCAUUUACUAUUUAGCUGUACCAUAAAUGGAAAAGAUUAUUAUGUUAUUUUGUACCUGUUUGGGACAGUGGUAGCAGAAAAAACUAUGCAUGAAAACAUAGGAAGAGAGAUCAAGAUUACACUAACAAAAGCUCAUAAAUGGACAGAAUGGCUAAGGCUACAUAUUGAAACCGAAAAGAAACCUUUAAUUGUAUCAGAUACAGAUCAUUUAUAUAAACCUUGUUGGCUUGAAGAUGCUGCAAAAAUAGAGAGAGAAAGCUUUGCAGAAUAUAAACGACGAAAUAAUAUAUCACAAAUUAUGCCAGAUGUGCCAUCUACUGAUGAAGAAGAGUCUGAUGAUGAUGUAAUGGAUAUGCUGUUUAUUUAAUAAACAUUAAUGUUGUAUCACCAACAUUUAUGAGCACAGUGUUUUUUGAAUGGAUUGACUUAGGAUGUAAAUGUUUCUAUGCUUCACUAUCUGUGAAUGUACUGUGAAUCAAUGUAUUUAACCCUUUGCGGACGAGUGUUGGCAAAUAGCCGCCCAAGUCUUUUUACCGUUGCGGACGCGUGUCGGCAUAUAGCCACCCAAUUCUUGCGCUGCGACUGGCGUACGUUUGUCGUUCUAAAUGAUAAGAUACGCAUGGGUAUCCCUCUGCGGACGAGUAUCAGCAAAUAAGCUUUGUAGUGAUGAAGUCUUAUCUUCCGUAUAGUGUAAACUUAUGAUGCAAGACCAUGGUAGGUUCAGAACGAAUUUCAGUUUGUCGAGUCAGUCUUUCAGUGUCACUACCAGAGAAACCAGCAAAGUUUUUCACAUAUUUUAUAUCUUAUAACAUCCUACACACGAUGGCUAAAAGAUUCAGAGACGAUACGUUCAAUAGUAACAGUACUGAUGAGUUCCAGUUUAAAUCUGACAACACAGAAGAUGACGUCAUUGUUUCAUCCAGUGAAAGUGAAAUCCUUGCAACAAGGAAUGCAUGGAGGUGUUUCAACGUGGGCAGUGAUAGUAGCAGUAAUGAAGAAAUGAAUAUUCAAGAAAUUGAUAGCAGUAGUGAUAACGAAUGGACAAAUGUCACAAAUCAUGAUAUCAUUCUACAAAAAAUACAAUUUAAUUCUGGAUCACGAACCUCUGGUUCAUAACUAAAUUCAACUUAUACAGAACCAUUAUAUAUAUAUAUAUAGAUUUCUUCAACUCGUUCUUUACCGAUGAGUUGAUCAAGAAAAUAGUUGAGGAGACUAAUCGGUAUGUAAAUCAUAUGAUACGAGGAAAACAUCUAGAAAAGAAUGUCACACCAAAAGAAAUGCGAGCAUUUCUCGGCAUAAUAUUGCUUAUGGGGACAAUGUCACUUCCAAGCCUGAAAGAUUAUUGGACCACAGAAAAGAAAUGUAGGAUCCCAUACUUUGCCGAAAUAUUCAGGAGAGACCGAUUCUUACAAGUAUUUUGGAUGCUUCACACAAAUGAAAAUAUUGAAGGUAUGCGAAACAUGGCAACAAGGACGCAAAAAAUGAGCAAUUUGUUCGAUUACAUUGAUAGUAAAUGUCAUGAAAAUUUUGUACCCGGGGCGGAGUUAUCUGUGGAUGAAUCAAUCGUCAAAUUCAAAGACGAAUAAGUUUUAUUACGUACAACCCACAAAAACCAACCAAGUUGGGUAUCCAUAUUUAUGUUCUUGCAGACACCAAUAUUGGUUAUAUACAAACUAUUUUACCAUAGUAUAGCAGUUUUACUACGGAGAAAUUACUUAGAUCAGAUCUGCCAAUAAGCACAAGAACAGUCUUACAACUAUAUCACAAUUUAUUGCAAUUCAAUCCUGGCAGUGUAGGAUACCAUAUCUUCAAUGACCGAUACUUCAUAAGCAUUCCUUUGGCAGAUGCACUACUGAAAAUGAAAUGUAAUCUAACUAGAACUAUCCAGACGAAUAGGAAAUUUAUUCCACGUGAAAUAAAAAAUCGAAAGAUUGCAAAAAAUGAAGCCAUUGCCUACAGACGGAAAGAUUUACUAUUUAUUGGCUUGGAGAGACAAGCGUAUUGUGACCGUGCUCAGCACCUGUGUUACCUCAUCUUCGAAAACCGUUACUAAAAGGUCACGCAAAAAAGGAAGAACUCGUAUUGUGGAGCCAGACGUGAUUAUAAAUUAUAAUAAAUAUAUGGGUAGGGUAGAUAAAGCAGAUCAGUACACAGGCACGUACUGUUUCAUGAGAAAGUCUCAAAAAUGAUGGCGAAAAUUAUUUUUUUGGGGAUUGGAAGUUUCAGUGAUGAAUUCCUAUCUAUUAUAUCAAGAACAUCACAAGAAAUACAAUAUAAAAAAGUUAUCUCAUUUACAAUUUGUACGUCACUUGGUAGAUCAAUUGAUUGGAGAUUUUCGAGAUGCUAAUCCCAAGGCUCCUUCGACUUCUGGAACAGCAGAAAGGCUCAACGGCCUUCUACAUAUUAUUAUGCGAAAUGAGACAGGAAGAAGUAAAAAUUGCCUCGUAUGCUCUAAUCGAAAAAUAAAACACGGAAGAAGAGAGUCGAGGUACUAUUGUGCUACUUGUUCGGCUAAACCGGUCUUGCAGAUAGGUGAUUGUUUCAAACAAUAUCACACAAAGCACGAAUAUAAAACGUCUCAUAUAUAAAGACGACUAAAUUUGUUUGUUUAUGAUUUUACUGGAUUUUAUGAAAAAGUUAUUUGAAUAAAGCUUCAGUUUUUAUAACGCAAACGUGCGACGUGAACAUUUUCUUCACUGCGCGCUCCAAUACCUGUCGUCCAUAGCGACGCUCACCCGUCGAGCGGCUUCGUCCGCAAAGGGUUGAUAAUGUUUCAGUACAUAAAUUAAACAAGAAAACUUAACUUUU